Mercenaria mercenaria is the source of this 2822-nucleotide messenger RNA. RefSeq names its product interferon-induced protein 44-like. NCBI's taxonomy places the organism in Eukaryota, Metazoa, Mollusca, Bivalvia, Venerida, Veneridae. The record is from RefSeq and is a predicted model, not a curated record. The transcript is spliced from 8 exons. The coding region runs from base 80 to 1525 and encodes 481 amino acids.
AUACAGGUACUGUGGUGAACUGGUCGAUUGUGAAGGAAAUUCUACAACUAUAUAUUAUACUCUCGACACCUCAUUCCUGAUGGAAUCCAACGCCACGAGAUUAAGAAAGAUGGGUGGCAGGUUGACAAAUAAAGACAUGGACCAGUUGGAACAAUGGAUAGGUACAGGUCCUAAAUCAUUCACACUGCUCUAUGCUAUCACCAGAGAUGGAUGCAAUGCUACCACCUUUCAUCAGAAAUGUGACAACCAGGGUGCUACUGUAACAGUGCUAUAUAAUCCACAUGGGUCUGUGUAUGGAGGUUAUACAAGUGAGAGCUGGGCUAACAAUGGCGGUUACAGAGAUGAUGCCGAUGCAUUCUUAUAUCAGCUUUAUUACAGUAAAAAUCCUCAAUGCACGAAAUUUCCAUACAAUUAUGAUGGAAACGCUACAUAUACUGCAGGGUUUGGGCCAACAUUUGGUAGUAAUCACGACUUAGAAACUUUUCAGGGAACGAUAAAGAAAACUCAACACUUCUUUGCACUAAACGGUUACAUGAGCAUCGGCGGUAGUUACGACAGUCAGGGUAUAAGUGUGAACCAGAUCAAUAACGGCACCAUGAAUGUUACUGAGCUUGAGGUGUAUAGAGUUGCAGAUGGCCAAAGAAGAAUAGUGCCGAAUAAGCCAUGGCGUAAAACGAAACGUUGGAACAAAAGGUUCUUACAUGAACUCACCGAAGACAUAGUUUCCUUCAAACCAAUUCCCAAUUUAGAUGUCACAGAAGCUAGAAUCCUGAUGAUUGGUCCUGUUGGAGCUGGAAAGUCAAGUUUCUACAACACCAUAAACUCCAUAUUCCGAGGCCGCAUUACACAGAGAGCAAAUAGCGGCAGUGCAGAACAAAGUCUUACCACGGCUUAUACCCCAUACUUUGUGCGUGAACGAUCUGGGGCUAAUCAAAAUUUCUUGUUGUGCGACACACGCGGUUUGGAAGAAGCUCAAGGUUUAGAUGUUCUUGAAUGCAACUAUCUUCUGGAAGGAAAUGUGCCAGAAUAUUAUCAGUUCAAUCCUGCUUCUCCUAUAUCUGAAGAUACUGACGGCUUCGUGAGAAAUCCAACUCCUAAUGACAAAGUACAUUGUGUUGUUUUUGUAAUGGAUUCUACCACACUUGAAGUUUUACCAACAAAAAUCAUACAGAAAAUGAAAAGUUUUCAGUCACUCAUGAAUCAAAAAGGUAUACCUCAAGCACUUCUUCUAACCAAGAUCGACAAACUGUGCAAAGAUGUUCAGAAUGACGUAUCUCAAGUUUUCAGAAGCAAAACGGUAGAAGAACAUGUCGAGAAAGCAUCUCAACUACUUGGUCUACCACGCGGCAACGUACUUCCGGUGAAGAACUACGAAAAUGAGAUGCAGCUUGAAGAUACUAUCAGUAUCUUGGCACUACUUACUCUGCGGCAGAUUUUGUAUUUCACGCAGGAUUACAUGGAAAACAUGAUGGACAAGAUGGCUGUCGUACGAAGGAAGAUGGAGAAGGUCAAUGUUAAAAAUUAAUCGAAACAUGUCUAGCUUGUAUACCACUGAAUGACUCCGACGCAGAAACGUAGAUCGCCAUAAUAACUAGUUCAUGUGUAUUGUACAUACAACAAGCUUGUGUGUCUGUAAGAACAAACAAUUAUGUAGCAGUCAUUUCACAAAAAUAUAUCUGUCAUGAAAUAUUACUUGUUGAAAAAAAUCAAAUGCCACAUUGCAGAUAUACUUUCUUCAAUGAAACGUUGUGUAUAUAGUGGCAGUUUUUAGGUAACUUGAAGAUUUAUCAAUGUCUUAGCUCUACUUUCUCUACAAUAGUAGAUUUUUUAUUUCGAGAAACAUUAAAGGUCAGCUGGUCACUGCACGACAGAAGAUAGAAUAGACCAACAAAAGAAUGUAGCUGGAAUAAUAUCGGGAUAAUGUAAAAAAUGUCUAGGCUUUCAAAUCAUAUAGAGACAGAUGGAGAACUUUUAUCAGUUACUCAAAAUAUACCUGUUGAGUAACUUCUUUUUGUGAUCAUUAGGCAAACAUGCGAGAUUGAUUAGUUGCGUAUUGCUUCAGCAGGUCAUUGAAGAGGCAAAAUGCAAAUUUGUUUUACCAUAGAGAGAUUUUUUUUGUAAUAUUUUUGUUGGAAAUGAUGACUUAUCUUCAAACUAUAUACAAUGUACUAUGACGCUUAUUCAUGACUUGUAUAACAUAUAGUUAUUCAAACGAAGAUUCUAACAUACCCCGAUUUGUUUUCCUAUUAAACAAAGAAGGCUGAAAACUGUGAUAUUAUUCAACAAUUCACUUUUCUGACCUCACAAUUAAUACGUCAUGACGUUAGACGGCGACAUAGCGGCACGCUGGAAAAGAAAUCGACAGAAAUCAGGCAAAUAUUCGACGGGUAUCGGCAAGGACGUACAUGAUAAUCCUUGUUAACGUGUUAGAAUCGAAAUAAUAUAUCUCAAUUUGACAAACAGUGAUUUGUGCGUAAAUAAAAUCAUUCUUUGUCGUUUAGAUGCGUAUCAUAUCACUCGAGCUGCGCACUCGUGAUUUAAUUCCUUCGCAUCUAAACUCCAAACAAUGAUUUUAUUAAACGACAAAUCACUGUUUCGGAUAUAUUAUAUUUUAAUUAAUUAUUUAUUAUUAUUCGUUUAUCCGUUUGCAUGAUGUUAAUUUGUCAAACACGUUCUAUAUAACAUUUUAAUUUUAAACCUUUUCAAGCAAAAAUAGAUUUUAUCAAAAUGCCCCAUCGGUCUGCAUUGACAUUGUAAAUGAUAUCCUUUCGAAUAGUAAUAAUCUUGCAAAACAAUGCAUUCAGAUAAAGUUUUAAUCCUUA